UGCUGCUGCCCUCCUCUUUGUCUUUCAUCUGCAUCCUCUCUACAUUUGUGACAUUUGGUGAGGAGGGGGUCGAUGUGCCAGCAGCUCGGUGAUAAGGGUCAGACGGAGGAUGUGUGAGGAUUUCAACAAAGAACAGUGAACAGUGCUUGACUUUACAUAGUGGCAGGAUAAACAGAGGAGCCUAUUGUCCUGUAUUGUAUGCAAUGCCAGGUGAGGAAGAGUGAUUCCCUGGGAGCUGUGCGUUUGCAGUAAAAUGAGUUCAUCACGGAGCAGGGCGCGCAGCGUGAGGUUCGAUGUCAACAUUUGUUCAAUAGAUUCUGACUAUGAGAAUCUGAGUGAAGGUCAACCAGGUCAGGGCUCCUUCGGUGAACCGGCAGAUGGCCCCCAGAGGUGCCCUGAGACCCUGCAGUUGGAUAUGUUUGAAAGCACAGAGAGCUGGUCAUCCACAAGUGACCACAUCACACCUCUGCGGAGGAACCACUGUUCAGCUGCCACCCAGAAGGUCCUCUCUCACAUGCCGAGCUGCACCGCUGGGAAAUAUAAUUCUGCAGUAAUCUCCAACAAGAAGGACCAGCUGGUGACCGACCUCCGAGGCCUCUCUGUGAGAGAGGGCAAGCGGAAGCUGCGGGCCAUGCCACUCAGCCUGGGCAGUAAGAUGGAGCUCAGGCGACUUGCUUUUAGGGACGUAGCUAAAGGUUCAACUACCAGCAGAGUUAUUCCAUGCUGCAGUGAUCACAGUGGGCACAUUUCAAAGACUUGUCGUCAAUGCCUGUUCGGCUGCCUCAACGUCCUCGGCUCCCUCCAGCUGUGGCAUUCAGCCAUGAAGAAGGUGAGCGGACGCUUCGGAACCGGAGUGCUCUCCUAUUUCCUCUUCCUCCGAACCCUCCUGGGCUUGAACCUCCUGCUCUUCAUCAUCAACGGCCUGUUCGUGGUCAUCCCUCAAGCCAUCCACCCUCCUCAUGGUUAUAACUCUUACACUUUCACUGGUCUUGAGCUUUUAACAGGCAAGGGCUACUUCUCUCAUAGUUUGAUGUUUUAUGGCUACUACACCAACACCAACCUCACAACUUGUCAUGCUGCUCAUUGGACCCCUGGUUCCACUGGUGAAUCCCUUAACCCGUGCGACACGGUGCCAUACAACAUGCCUGCAGCCUACCUCCUCACCCUCGCCUCGUCCUUCUUCAUUAUCUGCAUGAUCCUGGUGUACAGCAUUUCCAAGUCCUUCGGGAGAAGUUUUCACGUCCUGAAGUCGAAUGGGAAUCUGGCAGUAAACGUUUUCUGCGCCUGGGACUUUAAACUAAGCAAGAAGACGUCUGUCAGAUUUCAGUCUGAGAAAAUCAGCAAUCAGCUCAAAGAGCUUCUGUCUGAGAUGAUCACAGGAGACGGUGAAAAGAGCUGCACCCAGCGACUCUGCCGCCUCAUCGUGCACUUGCUGGCGUGGACUUUGUGUCUGUCCAGCAUCUGCCUGGGCGCCAUGGGGGUCUACUACCUGUCAGAGGCCACCAUUGCAACCGACGGAGACACUGAGGUGCUGCUCUUGCCUGCAGUGGUGUCGGGCAUCAACCUGCUCCUCCCGGGCCUCUUCAACCUGUGUGCGUGGGUCGAGAAACACGACUCACCCAGUGUCUGUGUCCAUGUUUCCAUCUUUAGGAACCUGUUGUUGAAGAUCACUAUUGUUGGAAUGCUGUGUUACCACUGGCUGGGGAGAAUUUCUGUGGAACCAGGAAGGCAGAAUUCCCAGUGCUGGGAGGACAUUGUGGGUCAGGAAGUGUACCGCUUGCUCCUGAUGGACUUUAUCUUCACGUUGCUUUACACCUUUCUGGGAGAGUUCCUGUGGAGGCUCUUUUCCAAGCAAGUGCGGGGAAGGGACAGAAAGCCAGUGUUUGACAUUGCUCGUAAUGUGAUGGAGCUCAUUUAUGGACAAACUCUUACUUGGAUCGGGGUGCUGUUUGCUCCACUUCUACCCGCAGUGCAAAUUAUAAAACUGCUUGUGCUGUUUUACAUCAAGAAGAGCAGUCUGAUGGUAAACUGUCAGGCCCCCAGAAAGCCCUGGAGGGCCAGUCAGAUGACAACACUGUUCAUUACCAUGUUGUGUUUCCCGUCAUUUGUCAGCGCUGCCGUGUCUGUCUCUUAUACGAUUUGGAAGAUUAAACCCUCAUCCGGGUGCGGACCUUUCAGGAAUCUCGACACAAUGUUUCAGUCGGGGAGCCAGUGGGGCCAGGGGCUGAAGAACGCCCACCCAGUCUUGUCAGGGCUCAGCUGGGUCUAUAACUCUUUGGUGGAGAACCCAGUUUUCUUAUUCCUCGCCAGUGGAGUCUUCUUAUUGGUGAUAUACUUUCACGCCCAAGUUGUUGAUGGCCAAAAGAAAAUCAUCAGUCGGUUAGAAAGUCAAAUAGAAAACGAGGGUAAGGACAAAAAGUUCCUUAUCACCAGACUGCAAGCGACUUGUGAACAGAAUAGUCUGGUUUCUCAUAGAUAAGGUUGUGGCUGAACAUCAGUGACAGCUCUGAUCCCAUCUCUGCCAAGAUGGUUGUUGUUUUAUAUAUACUGUUUGUAUACUGUAUAUGCAGAAUUAUGAUAUUAAAUGUGUUGUGUACAAAGACAAAAUAAAUGUACUGUUAUUUGAG
Messenger RNA from Hippoglossus stenolepis (Pacific halibut), 2627 nucleotides. It is a transcript of the gene tmc6a, whose product is annotated as transmembrane channel-like protein 6. Bases 254 to 2479 code for a protein of 741 amino acids. Gene Ontology annotation, molecular function: mechanosensitive monoatomic ion channel activity. The record is from RefSeq and is a predicted model, not a curated record. NCBI's taxonomy places the organism in Eukaryota, Metazoa, Chordata, Actinopteri, Pleuronectiformes, Pleuronectidae. Gene Ontology annotation, cellular component: plasma membrane. The transcript is spliced from 19 exons.